CAUGGUUGAAUCGACGACGUUUAGCUAGGAUAAUGGUGCAGUGGACUAUUCGCAGACAAGAUCUGGCGGGAGCCAAGGCGUCUUGCGGCGAGCGAGCCUCUUCAAGAGUCUUCUCGGAGGAGGGAAGCCUUCGGGACUGCCCUCCCAAUCGAGCGUUUCCCGCCAAAACCUCGGCCCACACCUUCAUCCGGCGCUGGAGCGCAUCAAGGUCCCAGCAAGCCGUCCAGUCGUAUCGACCUCUGGCGGCUCCGAACCCGACCGGCUCUAUCCAGCACAAUGCAGCCCAUUCGACAGCGCGAGAACAGCCGCAAGGACUCGCUGGGUCUGUGGAGAGCCGUUGCCCUGCAGGAUCAUUUCUCACGGUCGCUCCAUCUCGAAGGUUCAGGCCCGUCCCGUCGACUCGGGCAGACCGGCCCUUCGUCUCAGCACCAGUCGCUCCCGGCGCACCUCGAUCCGCUGCCGCCGAUACCGCCAGGUUCACGGCCAGCACCUGUGAUAUCGAUGCACAAGAAGCAACUCGCCAAGUGGAAGCGCGAGAAGCUGCAGCUGGAUCGGGCCGAAAGGCGGCUCAUGGCGAGUCUGCACCCCGUUCUUGACACCAAUGACAGCCCGCUGCAUCGGGCCGAAAGUGGAGCUGGAUCGUCGCUGGGGCCGGGGCUCGAGGGCGCCCCGUUUUUCGUCGAAAAGGACCGGACGCUGGAUGCCCAGAAGCAGGCCCCGCUGACGCUGGCGCAGAAAAUGGGGAUCGUCGACCGGCCCGCCGCCCUGCUCACCAACGCCGACUGGAAUCAUAUCAAGAUGACCUUCAUGACCCGAAACGAGUCAUCGUGCUCCAUCUGCCAGGACGAGUUUCGCACCGAGGACCAGAUCCUGCUCUCAUGCUCGCAUGUAUUCCAUCGGCACUGCAUCGAGUCGUAUGAGCGGUUUGUGGGGCAAAAGAUGUGCCCCAUGUGCCGGCAAGCCAACUACCAAAAGCGGCUCAUAUUCGAAGGCAAGCGGGCGUAUCUCAAUCGAGCAGCGACGAUGAUCCAGAAGACUUGGAGAAUGUGGAAGCUCCACCGGGCAUAUCUGCAAUAUCGCGAGUGCCAUCCUCCAACCGACCCAAAGCUCCUCCGAAAAUAUCAUCUGGACAAGCUCGAGCGACACUCACGCAAACUCGAGCAAGCUGUCCGCAGCGAAACAAAGGGCCUCGGAGCCUUCUUCCGGCAGCUGGAUGCGCAAGUGAGCCACUCGCGCCGAAUCAUCGAUCGGUCGACGCAGGAAUUCCAGCGGAUCCAGUCGCUGCCAACCCUGUCGGUCGAGGACUGGGAGCAGACUUAUCAAGUGGCCCUCGAUCGAGACAUGUGGGACUCGAACUGCACCAUCUGCCUCGGACCGAUUCGCCCAAGGGCCCACUCGAAACGGCCCAAAAGGCUGGCGCUGACGAGCUGCUCGCACGUCUUUCAUGAGCCGUGCUUGGAGUCGUUUGAGCGGUUCGCGGAUGCGGGCAGCCGGGUCUGUCCGGUGUGUCGGUCGCCGUACCAGCGGCAAGAGCUGCAAGCAUUCGAGGAGCCCCCACAUCCAUAAGCACCACACAUACCGGCCGAUGCGAGCGACCAUCUCGCCCCCGACGGACACUACUCGAAGCACUCCGACGGACACUACUCGAAGCACCCCGACGAACACUACUCGAAGCACGCCGACCAGAUCCCAGAAUAUUGUGGAGAGUAUCGGCCGGCGAGAUUAGCUCCCCACCUCGUCUUUGCUAU
This is a messenger RNA of Polychytrium aggregatum, 1748 nucleotides long. RefSeq lists its product as uncharacterized. Gene Ontology annotation, molecular function: protein binding. Lineage: Eukaryota; Fungi; Chytridiomycota; Chytridiomycetes; Polychytriales. The transcript is spliced from 6 exons. The coding region runs from base 277 to 1566 and encodes 429 amino acids. The record is from RefSeq and is a predicted model, not a curated record.